AUGUCAAUUCUUGGAGGUCUUACAUUAUUUAUGUUGCUUCGGCAAGCAGCUGGCACUGGAUGUACAGCAACAGCCCUUCUGAUUUGGUUUGAUCAGAAUAAAGAUUGUUUUGCUCAAUGUGCUAGUCUUGGUGAUUAUGCUUGUGUAUUGAGUGUCAACGGAAAGAUGACUGAUAUGACUGAAGAUCAUCGAGUAGCUAGUGCGAAUAAACGAGCUAGGAUAGCACGAAGCGGGCAGCCCCUGAAAGAUGGUGAAGUCCAUCUUUGUGGACUAAAUCUUGCCAGGGUGCUUGGAGAUAGGUUUCUAAAGGAACAAGACUCACGCUUCAGCUCAGAACCAUACGUGAGCCCAGCCAUUGACAUUGCCAAAGCAAGCACAGCUUUUGCCGUUAUUGCUAGUGGUGGGCUUUGGGAUGUUAUUACUAUGAAAAAGGCAGUGCAGCUUGUUGCUGAGGUGAAAGAGCUCUGUUUGUUAGUUAGGGAGAACAAUGGCGACAACUCCUCAGCCGACAAAAUAGCCAGUCGUGUAUUAAGUGAAGCUAGGAAUUUGCGAACCAAGGACAAUACAUCGGUUAUAUUUGUAGGUUUUGACAUUUUGAGAACAGAUCCUUGUAUCACCACAUGA
Brachypodium distachyon (stiff brome) is the source of this 624-nucleotide messenger RNA. Its product is annotated as protein phosphatase 2C 70. The transcript has 6 exons. Lineage: Eukaryota; Viridiplantae; Streptophyta; Magnoliopsida; Poales; Poaceae. Gene Ontology annotation, biological process: protein dephosphorylation. The record is from RefSeq and is a predicted model, not a curated record. Gene Ontology annotation, molecular function: protein serine/threonine phosphatase activity. Bases 1 to 624 code for a protein of 207 amino acids.